Molecule: messenger RNA, 3604 nt
Organism: Cadophora gregata
Lineage: Eukaryota; Fungi; Ascomycota; Leotiomycetes; Helotiales; Ploettnerulaceae
Exons: 5
Coding region: 241-3432 (1063 amino acids)
Source: RefSeq, a predicted model, not a curated record
CGAGCUUUGGCGCAUGUAGGAUACCAGGUCAGGUAGCAGUAACGGGUGCUGAACAGACAUCAAAUAUGAAAGGAGACCCAUUCUCGGAUGGUCACUUUGUCAUGAUGUUAGGUUUUACCAGAAGAUGUUCGCUCUCCUGUCUGUCUGAAGUCAUUGAAAAACGAAAACCUGCAGCAAAUUCAAGAAUCAAAGAAAACUCCGUAGAGAUACCAGCAGAGUACAGCUACAAUCACGGAUACCAUGGCGCCUACUCACGACAUAACAACUUACACCAAGCGACUGAUGCCGCACAUCAUCGACGAACGAGCAAAAGCAGGCUACAGUCGACCAUUCGCCUUGUACCCCAAGUCCAUAGACCCUUCUGAGGGCUUCCACUCAAUCAGCUAUGCACGCAUUGCAAACGCUGUGAAUCGAGCUGCCUGGUGGCUCGACUCUGGGUUGACCAGCCAGGAAGAGAAGGAGAACCCGUUCGCAUAUUUCGGAGCGAACGACUUGAGAUAUGUGAUUUUUCUCAUGGCCAUGAUGAAGACUGGCAGGAAGAUGCUAUUUGCCUCCACCAGAAACCUUGUCAGAGCACAGCUUUCGCUGUUUUCCAAGAUCAAUUGCAGAGCAAUCGUCUUUUGCUCGUCGCUCAAUCAGAGCUUUCAGCCCCUGAUUGCAGCAUCCGAACUUCGCCAUAUUCAAGCUCCUAAGCUUGAAGACCUCCUUGCCGAAGACCCAGUACCACAUUACACAUAUGACGCGACUUGGGAGAGCUUGUCGAAUGAGAAGUUCUUCACCGUACAUACUUCUGGGUCGUCAGGGGAUCCCAAACCUAUCAGCGCCGGGAAGCAUUAUAUUGGAGCUGUUGACUCAAUGCAUUGCCUUCCGGAUGGCCAAGGACAGGUAUUGCAGGCGAACUUUCGGUUCGAGAACCUACUUAUUCUACUCCCAUGUUUUCAUCUUGGCGGACUUGUAUUACAAAUGCUAGCCCCUUUGAUUGAGAUGACCAUGGUUCUUGGCCACCCAGACGUCCCCAUGUCCUCCGCAUAUGUUGCAGAACUCUUGAAGACCGACCAUGUAACAGCGCUAGCAUCACCGCCAUCAAUCCUCGAGGAUCUCUCGAAAGAGUCGUCUUCACUGCAAUCACUUUCGAAACUAAAGCACAUCGCUUAUGGGGGUGGACCUUUACACCCUAACACUGGAAAUCUCUUGGCCAAGUCUGUACCGCAUAUCUUCAGUUUCAUAGGUGCAACCGAAAUAGGUUGGUUCCAUUGUGUAAAUGGAAGCAACGACCUUUGGGACUCGCUGCAUUAUUUCGACAACAUAGGCUACACUUUCGACGAGGUAUCCAAAGAUAUUUAUGAGCCUGUUCUCGUGAACGAUGAGAAGACCAAAAUGUAUCAUGGCGUGUUCGAAGUAUUCCCAGAAUUGCGAGAAUAUAGAACCAAAGAUUUGUACUCGCGGCAUCCCACAGCGUCUGGAUGGAUGCGGUACAGAGGGAGAUCCGAUGACCUGAUCGUACUCUCAAACGGAGAGAAAAUCAACCCAAUCCCAAUGGAGAACAUAGUCAAUUCUCAUCCAGCAGUCAAAGCUGCUCUGGUCGUUGGAGAGUAUCAGUUCAGUGCAUCUCUCUUAGUAGAGUUGAAGGACGUGAAUAAACCGAGGAAUGAGCACGAAUUACGCGAACGUCUGGAUGACAUCUGGCCGUAUGUGGAGGAUGCGAACAAGAUCGCCCCAGGGUUUGCGAAGAUCCCAAAGUCAUUGGUGGUAUUUACAACGCCGGAGAAGCCAUUUCUCAGAGCUGGAAAGGGUACUGUACAGCGCCAGCUGACCGUAAAAGCAUACACACAAGAACUGGAUCGUUUGUAUGCGUCACAAGAAGGAAGCUUGUUGACGGAGGGUUUGACGCUGACUAAGGGGGGCGGACCAAACGACAUCAGAAUCUUCGUUCGAGAAAUCUACAAACAGGCCAUGGAAGAUGACAGCUUGAGCGAUUCCGAGGACGUCUUUCAAAAGGGAUUGGACUCUUUAGGUGUAUCUGUCAUCGUGAGGCGUUUGAAAGCUGCACUGGAAGCUUGCUCAAUUCCUCUUAACAUCGAAGACAUCAAUCCUCGUUUCGUCUACAGUGCUGCAAAUGUCAGCAAAUUGACAAGCGCACUACUGACUCUCAGAAACACCGCCCAAGGAGUUCCUUACACAAACGGAAUAGCAGCUUCUGAGAAAGAGAGCAUGGCAUCAAUACUGGAGAAAUAUUCCGGAAAUAUACCAACAUCAAAGUCAGAGCACAGAUUAGAUCUAGUAGAGACUCCGUGGACCGUUCUGGUGACAGGCAGCACAGGCUCGCUGGGAUCCUACAUUUUGGCUGCUUUAGACAGGCUUCCUAAGUCGAGGAUUGGCAAAAUCGUAUGCCUGAAUAGGUCGGCAGAUGCCAAAGAACGACAACGAAAGUCAAGCUUGUCUCGAGGGAUCAACGCAUCAUGGCACGAUUCCGAUUACCCAAGAGUUCAGUUCCUACAAGCGGACUUCUGCAAAGUGGACUUAGGUCUAGAUCCAGAUGUGUACGCAAAACUUCUACAAGAGGCUACAGUGAUUAUUCACAGUGCAUGGAAGGUUGACUUCAACCUUCCAAUCGAGUUCUUUGAGUCUCAAGUUCAUGGCGUGCGGAACCUGCUAGACUUCAGCUUAAAGUCAACAAAGCAAGCACCGCUGAUGUUCACCUCAAGUAUAUCGGCCGCGUUUGGAUGGAUGGACACCUAUCCGUUGGCAAAAGUCCCGGAAGCCAUUAUUUCAAGUUUCAAAGCCCCCGAGAAGAUCGGAUAUGCUGAAUCGAAGUUCAUGUGUGAGCAACUCCUUGACAGGUUUACCACAGCCUCAGGGGUUACCACGGCAGUCCUCCGAACUGGUCAAAUUGCUGGCCCCAUCACCAAAAAUGGGAUGUGGAACAAACAAGAAUGGUUGCCAUCCAUCAUUGCCAGCUCCAAACACCUCGGGAUACUGCCUGAGACCUUAGGAAGCAUGGAUACGGUUGACUGGGUCCCGGUGGACUUACUUUCAACAAUCAUCCUUGAGCUUGCGGAAAGGAUUGUCCAUCACAAGAGCACGAAGGAUCAAGGCACACUCGUUUACAACCUCGUAAACCCUCAGACCACAACAUGGUCAAGCCUCUUGCCCACUGUCCAAGAAUCCAUCGGCGUGCAAAAGGUCGUUUCAUUCAGCGAUUGGGUGCAAGCAUUACAGCAGAGCAGCACCGCAAACAACGGCGCCUUCGUGGCGUCCAACCCCGGUGUGAAGCUGCUCGAUUUCUAUCACGAAAUUGGCGAGAAGGAGUCGGCAGUGGAGGGUUCCAGAUACGCCGUCGAUAACCUGAUAUGUGAUAGCAAGCAAGCUUCUGAUUUGACAGCGGUAUCUCCAGAAUGGAUGAGACUCUGGUUGAGACAGUGGAGUUUCUGAUCAGGCAGCGGGAAGAAACAAGCUCGUAUUCCCACUAGGCAUGAUGAAGAGGUGGUAGGCUUAGCGGGCGGGCGGCUGUAGAUUUGAAAGGUUAACCCUGAUUUGUAUUGCUUCGAAACAUGUUCAGACUCGUAUUCAAAGAAAGUCAAGUAUGGUGUUUGAUGAUGUAGCA